UAUUUACUAAUAUAAUAAUGAAUAUCUUAAAUCAUAAUUUUCUUAGGCAGUCGUUAAGGCCACAAUUUAUUAAAUGUAGGAGCAAAAGUAGUUUUGAUUAUUGCGUUGAAUCUGUAAGAAAUAAUGACUAUGAAAAUUUUGUGUGCACUUUAUUACUUAAAAAUACUAGUCGUGCAAUUGCUAUGGCAGUGAGGGGCUUCAAUAUUGAAGUUAGUCGAGUAGCAGAGCAAACUAGUCAACCAAGUAUUGGUUUAAUGAGGCUGAAGUUCUGGGAGGAUACUAUAGAUAAAUGUUAUCAAAAAGACAUAAAGAAUGUACCACAACAUCCAAUUGCUAUUGAAUUAUUUAAAGCAGUUCACAAUAGGAAGCUAACAAAAAGAUAUUUCAAUAACUUAGUGAAGAGUAGAGUUGAUAACGUAAAUAAUAGGAUCUUUAAAACAAUUGAUGAAAUGGAGAAGUAUUCAGAACAAACAGUAUCAAAUAUUUAUUACUUAAUACUAGAGGGAAAUGGUGUAAGAAACGUCCAUGCUGAUCAUGCAGCUUCGCAUAUUGGUAAAGCGCAAGGAAUAGUGCAGCAAUUGAGGAGCAUUCCUAUUGCAAGGAAAAUCAAUUUCAUAGCAAUUCCACAGGAUGUAUUAACUAAACACAAUGUGAGCCAUGAGGAUAUUCUAAGGAGUAAAGCAAGUGAGGCUUUAAAUGAAUGCACAUUUGAAGUGGCAAGCAGAGCGCAUCAACAUUUAGUGAAGGCAAGAAAUCUACUUAAAGAUGUACCAAUUGAAGGUAGAUCUACAUUAUUGCCAGCAACUGCAGUUGAGAAUUAUCUGAAUAGACUGCAAAACGUUCAACAUAAUCCAUUACAUGCUAGUUUACAGCACAGGGCUUGGAUAUGGUUGCCUAAAUUGUAUUACAAAUCGUUGAAAAAUGAAUAUUAAACAAAUAAUAUAU
Molecule: messenger RNA, 945 nt
Organism: Nicrophorus vespilloides
Lineage: Eukaryota; Metazoa; Arthropoda; Insecta; Coleoptera; Silphidae
Gene: sicily
Product: NADH dehydrogenase (ubiquinone) complex I, assembly factor 6
Exons: 4
Coding region: 18-932 (304 amino acids)
Biological process (GO): biosynthetic process; mitochondrial respiratory chain complex I assembly
Cellular component (GO): mitochondrion
Source: RefSeq, a predicted model, not a curated record